Messenger RNA from Ilex paraguariensis (yerba mate), 3576 nucleotides. NCBI's taxonomy places the organism in Eukaryota, Viridiplantae, Streptophyta, Magnoliopsida, Aquifoliales, Aquifoliaceae. The record is from the annotation of a GenBank genome assembly.
AUGCAUGUACGGCACAAAUUGAAGUCAUUUACUGGUUUUGUCGACGUUAGAAAUUUUCCUGUUUGUCGUAAUUUGUGUUCGAAUACAAACCCAUUAUAUGUUUGCAACUCAAGAAUCACAAGAUGUUCCAAACUGGGGGAUAUAGAAACUGCACGCCGUGUGUUCGAUGAAACUCCCCAGAAGAAUGUGGUGACUUGGAAUUGUAUGAUAUCUGGGUACGUUAGGAAUGGGAUGAUUCGUGAGGCACGCAAGGUAUUUGAUGCUGUGCCCGGUAGAAAUAUUGUUUCUUGGACUGCUAUGUUAAGUGGGUACGCAAAAUGUGGAAUGUUGGAAGAGGCGCGAGUUUUGUUUGAGAAGAUAGAUAGCAAGAAUGUUGUUUGUUGGAAUUCAAUGAUAUCUGGGUAUGUAAGAAAUGGAGAAAUUAGAGAGGCUAGAAAAUUGUUUGAGGCAAUGCCUGUUAAGAAUUCUGUGUCAUGGGUGACUAUAAUUGAAGGGUAUUUUAGAUAUGGCCUUGUAAGUGAAGCCAAGAAGUUGUUUGAUCGUGCUUCAAAAAAAAGUGUCUUGGUUUAUAAUGCUAUGUUGGCCGGUUAUGCUGAAAUGGGAUAUGUUGAGGAUUCUUACGAGUUAUUUGUUAUAAUGCCUCAACGUGAUGUGGCUUCUUGGACUAGUAUGAUAAAGUGUUUUUCAAAUGGAGGGCAGGUGGAGAGAGCUAGGAGCUUGUUUCAGGAGAUGCCGGAAAAGGAUGUGGUGGCUUGGACAACAAUGAUGCGGGCUUAUUUGCAGAAUGGUCGUAUUGCAGAUGCUAGGGAAUUAUUUAAUGAGAUGCCUCAUAAAGACAUUGUUGCAUGGAACUCAAUGAUUGAUGGUUGUAUUCAGAAUGGAAGGGUUGAAGAUGCUCUUGAAUUGUUCAUGCAGAUGCCAAGGAGGGAUACAGUGUCAUGGAAUUCAGUAUUGCAGGGAUAUGUGCAACAAGAUGAUAUGAUUAAUGCUUGCAAAUUUUUUGAAGCAAUGCCCCAAAAAGAUGAAACCUCAUGGAACAUAAUGAUUGUUGGAUAUCAAAGCGAGAAAGCUUUAGUUUUAUAUGUCCACAUGUGGCAAAGUGGAUUUAAGCCUGAUCAAGGAACCUUUACUAGUGUAAUCUCGGUAUGUGGUGUGCUUUCUGUACAUGGUUGGGGAAGAGCAGUGCAUCUCCAUGUCAUUAAGAUUGGUUAUGAAAAUGAUACAAUGGUAAUGAGUUCAUUAGUAUCUAUGUAUUCUAGAUGUGGCUUCUUGAAAUAUGCUGCUGCUGCAUUUGAAAGGAUAACUGAUCGUGAUAUAGUUGCUUGGAAUGCCAUGAUUGUGGCACAGGCAUACCAUGGUUCUGCUGUAGACACCCUCAAUCUCUUCUCUUCUAUGAUUCGAGGUGGAUUAGAACCUGACCAUGUAACUUUUCUGGGACUCUUGACUGCCUGUGCUCAUUCAGGACUAGUCGAUGAGAGCUGGAAACACUUCAACUCUAUGAAGAUGAACUGGAAUUUGACACCAAAACCAGAGCAUUAUGCCUGCAUAGUUGAUCUACUUGGUAGAUCAGGAUUGCUGGCUGAAGCCUUUGAGUUAGUUAAACAAUUACCAGUGGAUCUCCCAGCACAUGCUUGGGAAUCAUUACUUAGUUCUUGUAGAGUCCAUGAAAAUUUUGAGCUAGGUGAAUUUGUAGCACUAAAACUUCUAAGUGUUCAACCUUGUAAUGUUGGGAUGUAUGUACUCCUAUCAAAUAUAUAUGCUUCGAGAGGUUUGUGGAAGGAAGCAGCACAUAUUAGAGCAGUAUUGAAGCAACUUCAAUUGAAGAAAGAGUUGGCAUGUAGUUGGAUUGAGAUGAAUGCCAAGAAGUUGUUUGAUCGUGCUUCAAAAAAAAGUGUCUUGGUUUAUAAUGCUAUGUUGGCCGGUUAUGCUGAAAUGGGAUAUGUUGAGGAUUCUUACGAGUUAUUUGUUAUAAUGCCUCAACGUGAUGUGGCUUCUUGGACUAGUAUGAUAAAGUGUUUUUCAAAUGGAGGGCAGGUGGAGAGAGCUAGGAGCUUGUUUCAGGAGAUGCCGGAAAAGGAUGUGGUGGCUUGGACAACAAUGAUGCGGGCUUAUUUGCAGAAUGGUCGUAUUGCAGAUGCUAGGGAAUUAUUUAAUGAGAUGCCUCAUAAAGACAUUGUUGCAUGGAACUCAAUGAUUGAUGGUUGUAUUCAGAAUGGAAGGGUUGAAGAUGCUCUUGAAUUGUUCAUGCAGAUGCCAAGGAGGGAUACAGUGUCAUGGAAUUCAGUAUUGCAGGGAUAUGUGCAACAAGAUGACAUGAUUAAUGCUUGCAAAUUUUUUGAAGCAAUGCCCCAAAAAGAUGAAACCUCAUGGAACAUAAUGAUUGCUGGAUAUCAAAGUGAGAAAGCUUUAGUUUUAUAUGUCCACAUGUGGCAAAGUGGAUUUAAGCCUGAUCAAGGGACCUUUACUAGUGUAAUCUCGGUAUGUGGUGUGCUUUCUGUACAUGGUUGGGGAAGAGCAGUGCAUCUCCAUGUCAUUAAGAUUGGUUAUGAAAAUGAUACAAUGGUAAUGAGUUCAUUAGUAUCUAUGUAUUCUAGAUGUGGCUUCUUGAAAUAUGCUGCUGCUGCAUUUGAAAGGAUAACUGAUCGUGAUAUAGUUGCUUGGAAUGCCAUGAUUGUGGCACAGGCAUACCAUGGUUCUGCUGUAGACACCCUCAAUCUCUUCUCUUCUAUGAUUCGAGGUGGAUUAGAACCUGACCAUGUAACUUUUCUGGGACUCUUGACUGCCUGUGCUCAUUCAGGACUAGUCGAUGAGAGCUGGAAACACUUCAACUCUAUGAAGAUGAACUGGAAUUUGACACCAAAACCAGAGCAUUAUGCCUGCAUAGUUGAUCUACUUGGUAGAUCAGGAUUGCUGGCUGAAGCCUUUGAGUUAGUUAAACAAUUACCAGUGGAUCUCCCAGCACAUGCUUGGGAAUCAUUACUUAGUUCUUGUAGAGUCCAUGAAAAUUUUGAGCUAGGUGAAUUUGUAGCACUAAAACUUCUAAGUGUUCAACCUUGUAAUGUUGGGAUGUAUGUACUCCUAUCAAAUAUAUAUGCUUCGAGAGGUUUGUGGAAGGAAGCAGCACAUAUUAGAGCAGUAUUGAAGCAACUUCAAUUGAAGAAAGAGUUGGCAUGUAGUUGGAUUGAGAUGAAUGGUCAGAUCUGUCAGUUUUUUUGCAGUGACAAGUCUCAUCCCCGAACAGAGGACAUAUACAAAGAAUUAGUUAGCCUCAAUCAUAACUUUGGCAAUCUGGUCCGGGGAUUAGUUUGUGAAUACAAUACUGGAUCUCAUCGAAUGGUGUGGAUUUCAAUGAGGUUUUGUGUACAAGAGGUGGAUCUUUUGUACAUCCUUCUUAAGAAGGAUCUCCACAUGAGAACCAAAGCAUAUGGGCAACUUGAUGUCAUGUCGUUGCAGCUAGAGUCACUGGCCUUUUCGGCUUAUUUUCCUCCCACUGUUGGUUCUGCACAUGGUGUGGAACAAGCUCUUACUGUGUCUGUGAAUGAGGACAGUGUUGCUCUCUGCUUUGCUGGUCCAUAA